AACAAGAAUGAAAAACUGAGUGAAGUUGAGGAGAAAAUUCAUGUUAAAACUGGAGAAAAACCUUGGAGUUGCUCUCAAACCGAACAGAAAGAUUUAAGGAAAAGAAGAGCCCAGAAAUCAUUCACCUGCACUCAGUGUGGAAGGAGUUUCACAUACAAAACAAGUCUUGAGCGUCACAUGAGAGUUCAUACUGGAGAGAAACCGUUCACUUGUGAUCAAUGCCAGAAGAGUUUCACACACUCAGCAAACCUUAAGAAUCACAUGAACAUCCACACUAGAGAGAAACUGUACACAUGCGAUCAAUGCGGCAAAACAUUUUUGAGGGCUUCAGUUCUGAAGGAACACCUGAAGGUUCAUACAAAGGAGAAGCCACAUUCAUGUUAUUUCUGUGGAAAGAGUUUUUCAUGUCUACAAAAUUUGAAAGUACAUCAGAAAAUACAUACUGGUGUGAGAGAGUACAUGUGCUUUGAGUGUGAAAAGUCUUUUACUUCAACGAGCCGUUUAAAACGGCACCAGAGGAUCCACACUGGAGAAAAACCUUAUAAGUGUUCACACUGUGACAAGAGAUUCAGUCAGUCAUCAAAUCUGAAAAGACACAAGAGGAUCCACACUGGAGAGAAACCGUAUCACUGCACUGCAUGUGGGAAGUGUUUCAAUCGUUCAUCUGCUUUACACAGUCAUACAAAAAACAAUCACAGUAAAUAGAUCAUCUUCAGAUCCAGUACUUUCAGAUCUGAUGCCGCGUCCUCAAUAAAUGUGACACAAUAAUGAAUCAAACAAUAAAAUAUAAUUUCACAGUGAAUAAAGCUCGUCAUCUUCUUCAGAACCAGCAAAUUGAACUGUAAGAUUCAAAUCAACUCAAAGAUGGAGUUCCUUCCUGAAGAACAAUGUCAAAAUGUUUUAUUAUUGUAUAUAAUUUUGCUUCAUGAUAAGAAUGAUAUCAUUGUGCUUUCUUAUGAGUUUCAUAUAAAGUUCAGUUGUCAUUACUGACAGUCAAACAGCAAAAGAAUGCUAAUGGU
Molecule: messenger RNA, 1019 nt
Organism: Sinocyclocheilus grahami
Lineage: Eukaryota; Metazoa; Chordata; Actinopteri; Cypriniformes; Cyprinidae
Product: gastrula zinc finger protein XlCGF49.1-like
Exons: 2
Biological process (GO): regulation of gene expression
Cellular component (GO): nucleus
Source: RefSeq, a predicted model, not a curated record